AGACGACUUCCCACUUCCCCUCUCCUUCGAAGAGCAAGCCCCGACUAGCUGCUGCUGUAAUGGCAAAGCUAAUAUUGUUACACUUUAUAUUGGCUCUUUUAUGCUUCUUUGCCGAUGCCGUCUUUGAGGACCAAGUUGGAAAAUUUGACUGGAGGCAGCAGUAUGUAGGCAAGGUCCGCUUUGCCCAUUUCGACAUGCAUGUGCAGUCGUCCAAAAAGGUGCUUGUGGCCACCGAGAAGAAUGUCUUUGCCUCCCUCAACACCAGGACUGGAGAAGUCUACUGGCGACAUGUGGACAAGACCGGGCCAGAGGGAAAUAUUGAUGCUCUUUUGAUGCAUGGACAAGAUGCGGUGCUGGUUGUUGGGAAUGGCCGCCUUCUUCGUUCCUGGGACAUCAACAUCGGUGGUUUGAACUGGGAGAUUGUUCUUGACUCUGGCAGCUUCCAGUCAGCGUGUUUUGUUGGACAGCAAGACUCUGUGAAAUAUGUGGCUGUUUUGAAGAAAAGUGCCGUUUCUCUCCAUUACCUUUCAAAUGGUCAUCAGAAAUGGGUGGAGAAUCUUCCAGAAAGUGAAACAGUGCAGUACCAGGCUGUUUAUUCUGGUGGAAAUGGGGAAGUUUAUACACUGGGAGUUGUUCCCCAUUCCCACAUUACCAUUGUUGCUUACAGUGUGGAGGAUGGAGAGAUUAUCAAGCAGAUUUCUGUGGACGCUCCCUGGCUGUCCAACAUCCAGGCCAGCUGUGCUGUGGUUGGCCAGGGGAUGCUGAUAUGUGCAGACCCUGCGACUGUGUCCCUGUACAUGCUGGACCUAAACGUCCAGUCACAAAUGACCCAGAUCCCCUUACAGUCACUUGGACUUGAAGUCUCCCCAGGCUUCCAGCCAACUGUGGUGUCGACCCAGCCCAACCCAGCUCGGCCCCCACAUUCAGAGUUCUUCGUCCAGCUCGGGCCAGACCACUAUCAGCUGCUGCAGCUCAACAACGGUCAAAUAGUUGCACUGAGGGAUUUCAAGCCAGCUAUGCUGGUUUCAUUUGCAACCACUGGAGAGAAGACUGUUGCUGCUGUCAUGGCACCCAAGAAUAAAACUGCUUGCAGUCUGAAUCUCUUUAGCGCAGAAUCUGGGCGCAGACUUCUGGACACAACGCUCAUCUUCAACAUGGAUCCUAAUGGUGGGAAACCAGAGAAGCUGUAUGUGCAGGCAUUUCUGAAGAAAGAUGACUCUGUUGGCUACAGGGUGAUGGUGCAGACUGAAGACCACACACUCACAUUCAUACAACAGCCAGGGCGUGUCAUGUGGACGAGGGAGGAAGCCCUGUCAGAUGUGGUGACAAUGGAAAUGGUGGAUCUGCCUCUCACCGGGACGCAGGCAGAGCUGGAGGGAGAGUUUGGCAAAAAGGCUGCCAUUCAAGACGGCCUGCUGUCCAUGGUGCUGAAGAGGCUUUCCUCUCAGCUCAUUUUGCUCCAGGCCUGGAUCGCCCAUCUCUGGAAGCUGUUCUACGACGCACGGAAGCCCCGCAGUCAGGUUAAAAACGACGUGACCAUUGAGAACCUGUCCAGAGAUGAGUUCAACUUGCAGAAGAUGAUGGUCAUGGUUACUGCAUCUGGCAAGCUCUUUGGGAUUGACAGUAAAACGGGCACAAUUUUAUGGAGGCACUACUUGGACAAUAUCCCGUCUAAUGCAGCCUUCAAACUGAUGGUGCAGAGAACGACUGCACACUUCCCUCAUCCGCCACAGUGCACCCUGCUCAUCAAAGACAAGGAUACGGGACUAGCUACACUCCAUGUAUUUAAUCCCAUAUUUGGCAGAAAGAGUCAUAUUACCCCACCUGCUCUGCCUCAGCCAAUACUUCAGUCACUGCUGCUGCCACUCAUGGACCAGGACUAUGCAAAGGUGUUGCUUCUUGUCGAUGACCAGUACAAGGUUUCUGCUUUCCCCUCAACAAAGAACGUACUACAGCAGCUCCAAGAGAUGGCCUCAUCCAUUUUCUUUUACCUUGUCGACUCCAGCCAGGGAAGACUGUCUGGCUACAGGUUACGCACGGACUUGUCCACUGAGAUGAUCUGGGAGGUGAUCAUCCCAACCGAGGUGCAGAGGAUCGUCUCAGUGAAAGGAAAGAGGCCUAAUGAGCAUGUGCACUCCCAGGGCCGAGUAAUGGGAGACCGGAGUGUCCUCUAUAAGUACUUGAACCCCAAUCUUCUGGCCGUGGUGACUGAAAGCACAGACUUACACCAAGAGCGCAGUUUUGUCGGGAUCCUCCUGAUCGAUGGCGUGACUGGUCGCAUUAUCCAUGAAGCGGUUCAGAGAAAAGCCAGAGGGCCAGUGCAUCUUGUGCACUCUGAAAACUGGGUGGUGUACGAGUACUGGAGCACCAAGUCACGAAGGAACGAGUUCUCUGUGCUUGAACUCUACGAAGGGAUGGAGCUCUACAACAGCACCGUGUUCAGCUCCCUGGACCGGCCUCAUCCUCCUCAGGUGCUCCAGCAGUCUUACAUUUUCCCCUCCUCCAUUUCCACCCUGGAGGCCACCCUGACUGAGAAGGGCAUCACCAGCCGCCAUCUGCUUGUCGGCUUGCCAUCAGGAGCGAUCUUGUCAUUACCCAAGAUGUUCCUUGACCCACGGAGGCCAGAAAUAGUGUCUGAGCAAAGCCGAGAGGAGAACCUGAUACCAUACUCACCAGAGAUGCCGAUCCGUACCGAGUGGUUCAUAAACUACAACCAGACUGUGUCGAGAGUGCGAGGAAUUUACACCGCUCCCUCGGGACUGGAGUCCACUUGUCUGGUGGUGGCGUACGGUCUUGACAUCUACCAAACCCGCGUCUAUCCCUCAAAGCAGUUUGACGUGCUGAAGGACGACUACGACUACAUGCUGAUCAGCAGCGUGCUCUUCGCCCUUUUCUUUGCCACCAUGAUCAGCAAACGCCUGGCGGAAGUCAAACUGCUCAACCGGGCCUGGCGGUAAAGCGAUCCGCCAAAGCCAACUCAAACAACCCCAAGGCUGCAUGAAGGACCUCAGUCCGUCGAGACGGGACAGAUGAGGUCAUACCUGUGGAAGAACAGGGGUCAAAAGUUCGCUUAGGCCCUUUUUGAACUGCUGGGGUCGGUGGGUCGGGUUAUGGGGUGAAAGGAGGUAAAGGUUGUUAAUGUUAGAGGUUUUAUUUGUUUGUUUUCUAACUUAUUUUGCAAAGACAAGAAAUUAUUUCAUGUUACAAUGAUUUUUUUUUUUUGCGCAAAAUGUCAUUCUGAUUAACUGUUUAACACCUGACUGUAAUUACAAAUGAAUGAAAGAAAUUGGGAAUUAGUUCAGGUUGUGGAGUGUAAAAAAUCCUGCACAUGUGACAGUUUUUUGUUUGUUUUGUUUUGUUUUGUUUUGGGGACAUUUCAUGUGACAGCUCUGACGGAGAAUGACAUUGGGAGAGAGAAAAGAGGACGAUGUGUGCAUCAUUUGCUACCAUACCAUUGAUGUUGAAUGGUGUGUUCCUUAGCCUGCUGAGUCACCAAGACACCCCGAUGCCAUUUGUUUUAAUGGCAAAUGAACUGUGAAUAAAAACACUAGGAAAUAAUGUAGCGUGGGCAAGAAUUGGUCAUUUGUGCUUUCCCCGAAGGUCCUCCUGCCAAAAGCAUCAGUCACAGUGUCAUCACCAUCACCUAGCCACAGAAAAAUGGCCAUUGGUAGUUUAUGUUUUAUACGUCAUUCAUCCUGCAGUUCUGAAGUUUGUGAGUUGCUUUGGACCACUCUCAGCUUUUUUUGGUGCAUCAGUAAAGUUUGUGUUCCCAGAUGUCUCA
Messenger RNA from Myripristis murdjan (pinecone soldierfish), 3781 nucleotides. It is a transcript of the gene emc1, whose product is annotated as ER membrane protein complex subunit 1. The record is from RefSeq and is a predicted model, not a curated record. The transcript has 23 exons. Gene Ontology annotation, molecular function: protein binding. Lineage: Eukaryota; Metazoa; Chordata; Actinopteri; Holocentriformes; Holocentridae. Bases 60 to 2957 code for a protein of 965 amino acids. Gene Ontology annotation, cellular component: EMC complex. Gene Ontology annotation, biological process: protein folding in endoplasmic reticulum.